Messenger RNA from Salvia splendens (bonfire salvia), 441 nucleotides. RefSeq lists its product as uncharacterized. The record is from RefSeq and is a predicted model, not a curated record. NCBI's taxonomy places the organism in Eukaryota, Viridiplantae, Streptophyta, Magnoliopsida, Lamiales, Lamiaceae. The transcript has a single exon. Bases 1 to 441 code for a protein of 146 amino acids.
AUGGCUUUUCCUUGGUCGUUUCUUCUCGUCACUCUCCUCUCGCUUGCACUCUCACAAGCUUCUUCUCAAGCACUGAACAGCAAUGCCACUCUAGCAGGCAUUGUCACUUGUAUCAACGCUUCUAUAGCGACUGUGAAGACGUACCCGUUGGUCCCGGACGCAAGGGUGGAUGUUGUUUGUGGCGUCCUGUUUGUAGAGAAGGUGAUCAAAACGGCACAUACAAAUCUUGAGGGGGUUUACUCGUUCUCUUUCAACGCAGCUGAUACGGCCUUGCUCAGCGUCCCGGAAAUGUGUUACCUUAAAAUCGCAAUGCCAGAAAACUCGUGCGUGUUUGAUCCUUCCGGAGGUUUUGUGAAGCUUCCUAUUGUUGUCGGCUUAAGAUUGGGAUUAGGCACGGUGACCUACUUUAUACCGGGAGCCCCAAGCUACUCACGCCCGUAA